UGCUCACAAUUCCAUCCCCUAAUUAGAGCAAUAUUUCUUUCUUCUUCUUCUUCUUCUUCUUUUUUAAAUGUUAAUUUACCGAGAGAUACAACCCACGCGAUAAUGAAUCCAUCCCAUGAAUCGGAUUUGUCGGCCAUAGUGAGGCUUGGCAGCCUUACUUUUGAGGUGUGGAAUCUGCUGACUACACCAACGUGGGAGCCUGAGGCAGCGCUCCCCCUUCUUUCAUCAUCAGCUGCCAACCAACUUCUCUCAUCAUCCCUUCCUGUUUCUCUUCUCUUCUUCCUCUUCCUCCUCACGCUCUCUCUCUCUCUCUCUCUCUCUCUAUCUUAUUUCCUUUUCUCCUUUUCAUCGUGUAGGGACUCAACUUCUUCUGUUCCAUUAGCCAACCCCCGGGUCACGGCUUUCCAGCUUAUUUUCUUCCUCGUGUCUGUGGCGGAAUUUUCUGCUCUCCUUCCCCAAACACCCCCAGCGCUCUGUGACACCAUCUGUCGCGCGCGUUCUUUCCGCGUAGCCUGAAUUCGGCUCUUUCUUAUCAUCUCUAAUCUAUUUUUUUCAUCUUCGCUUUACGAUUUCCGUCACCAUGGCCACAGAAUACGACCACGAGAACGGCCGUUAUGAUGGUACGUACAAUGCUUCGUUACCAUUAGCAAGUCUGGUGGUUAUGUUUUCAAGCCAUGAGAAAAAGACAAAGAAUGAAAAUGAUGAAAGAAGAAAAGAAAAAAAAAAAAAAAAAAAAAAAAAG
Molecule: messenger RNA, 742 nt
Organism: Aspergillus ochraceoroseus IBT 24754
Lineage: Eukaryota; Fungi; Ascomycota; Eurotiomycetes; Eurotiales; Aspergillaceae
Exons: 1
Coding region: 103-516 (137 amino acids)
Source: RefSeq, a predicted model, not a curated record